GAACAACGCCACAAAAUUUUUAUAAGCUAUAAAGUUUGAGUUAUUAAAUCAGAAUCGAACAUGUUCAAACACUUUCAAAAAAACUACAAUGAUGAACAAAAUACAAUACAUUUUAAAUUUCAUUUUGUUUAUAAAACGAUGUCAAGCGCACGUCGACGGUGCGAAGUUGGAAGAGGAAUGUAAAAUAGCUGACAUAUGUCGACAUGAUCAGGUACCGAUCUGCGGAAUCGACUCUUGCGGAGAAAUGAGAACCUUCAUAGAUAACUGUGAUAUGCAUGAAUUUAACUGCGACAGUAAAAAAGACUUUGUCCAAAAACCUGUUCACGAAUGUUGGGUGACUUGUAAACGAGGAAGGAGCUUUAAAAAAAGUGCUUAUGGUGCUAAUUGCGACCUGAAAAACAUGGUUUAGAAGUAAAUUACGAAAUAAAAUGACCUAAUAAACAUAUGAACAACAA
Danaus plexippus (monarch butterfly) is the source of this 455-nucleotide messenger RNA. RefSeq lists its product as uncharacterized. The transcript has 3 exons. Lineage: Eukaryota; Metazoa; Arthropoda; Insecta; Lepidoptera; Nymphalidae. The record is from RefSeq and is a predicted model, not a curated record. Bases 89 to 409 code for a protein of 106 amino acids.